Molecule: messenger RNA, 2531 nt
Organism: Paecilomyces variotii
Lineage: Eukaryota; Fungi; Ascomycota; Eurotiomycetes; Eurotiales; Thermoascaceae
Product: urea active transporter
Exons: 11
Coding region: 218-2305 (695 amino acids)
Biological process (GO): urea transmembrane transport
Cellular component (GO): plasma membrane
Molecular function (GO): urea transmembrane transporter activity
Source: RefSeq, a predicted model, not a curated record
GGCAACUAUUGGACGGUGGAAGAUCAUCCUGCUCCUCAACUUAGACCAGAUUAUCGGGACAUGGCCUUGGGGGAUGCAUGCCGAGUACCUGGUCCUGGACCUUCCUCUAGCCCGGUCUGGCCUUGAUAAAUUCAGAUGAUCCGGCUCUAUCCCUGAUCUUCUGACAUUUUGGCAAGUGCAGCUCUUGUUGACCCUGCGCCGCAGUUCGCAGUUCAUCAUGGUCGAACUACACAGUCGUGGCGGCGUGACCGCUACUGCAAUCACGCCGCCUCUUCCCCAGGUGGUUGGCUAUAUCGUCGUCGUCGUAGUCGGGUUGAUUAUUGCUUUAGCCAUGAUGGUUAUCACCCGUAUUCUGAAUAGGACAGUCGGAGAGGACAACAAGAAGACAGAAAUGUUCAUGACGGCGAAUCGAACGGUACGCACUGGUUUAACAUCUUCUGCUGUCGUAUCGUCCUGGCUGUGGACAACAGCCAUGUUGGGUCCAGGUCUCGUAGGAUACAGCUAUGGAAUGGCAGGACCUUUCUGGUUUGCCGCCGGCUGUAGCCCAAUGAUCGUGUUCUUUGCAUUGCUAGGGGUCUCGUGCAAGAAUAAGAUCCCUGAGGCACAUACCUCCCUGGAAGUUGUCAGAGUCCGCUAUGGUCGUGUCGCUCAUCUCGUCUUUAUGGCUCUCUGUCUGGUGAACAACAUCUUUGCCUGUGCAAACAUGUUGCUAGGUGCCGCAGCUGCCAUCUCUGCUAUGACUGGAAUGCACGUCAUCGCAGCAACUUUCCUUCUACCAGUUGGAGUAUCCAUCUACACCUUUGUCGGCGGGAUCAAGGCAACUUUAAUUACCGAUUAUUUCCACACAGUGAUCAUUCUGAUCAUUGCGUGUUACUUCUCGAUUAAGGUUUUUACCUAUGAUCAGAUCGGUUCUGUUGGCAACCUAUUCGAGCUCGUCAAGGCGGCUUCCAUUCGCAACCCUGUUUCUGGGAACGAACAGGGGACAUAUCUGACUAUGACUUCUAAGGGGGCCAUCCUGUUCGGAAUCAUUCAUAUCUGCUCUAAUUUCGGAUUGGUCAUUAUGGAUACCAGUUACUUCAUCAAGGCUUUCUCUGCAUCGCCUUCCGCAGUUGUCCCAGGUUACACCAUUGGAGGGAUUGCAUAUUUUGGAAUCCCCUGGGCACUUGGAACUUUGAUGAGCUCGGUUGCCCUUGGUCUUGAAAAUAAUCCGGUCUUCCCCACGUAUCCUAGACGCAUGACUGAGACAGAAGUCAAUGCCGGUCUCGUCCUCCCGUACGCUGCCUUGACCGUCGCUGGCAAGGGUGGCGCAGCUGCAGUCGUUCUGAUCACUUUCAUGGGGGUGACGUCGACUCUAUCUGCCCAGGUCAUUGCAGUCAGUUCUAUCAUCAGUUUCGACAUGUACAGAGAGUACUUCAACAAAUCCGCUUCAGACCAGCAGGUUAUUCGAUGGAGUCACUUUGGAGUAGUCUUCUUUUCUCUCUUCUCAGCUGGCUUCAGUACCAUGCUGCACUAUGUCGGAAUUGACCUUCAGUGGACUCUCUACAUGCUCGGCGUCGUCACCUGUCCUGGUAUCUUCCCCAUGGCUUUCACCAUCCUCUGGCGCCGCCAAAGCAAAGCCGCCGCAAUUCUCGCGCCCAUUCUCGGCUUCGGCACAGGACUCGGUGUCUGGCUCGGAACUGCCCAAGCCUUCUACGGUGAAGUGUCAGUCACGUCGACGGGGCAAGUUCUUCCCUGCGUCUACGGCACCGUUGCCUCUGCCUUCUCACCCAUCCCAUACUCGGUCCUCAUCACUCUCCUCAAACCACAGAACUACGACUGGUCCGACUUCAAGAAGGAGCAUCUUGCACUUGAGAAGCUCGAUAGCGAUCUCACAACCGCCCAUCACCAUGACGAGAGAGCCGCAGUGCGUGAAGAAACCGCACCCGUCGCCCCGCCUACUCGUCAGGAAUUCAAACGAUGGAGCCGUAUCGCUGCAUUCUGGUCUAUCGCUACGUUCCUCGGUCACUGGGUUAUCUGGCCAUUACCGAUGUAUGGAUCGCACUACGUUUUUCAAAAAGGAUUCUACGCAGCAUGGGUCAUCGUCGCGAUUAUCUGGCUCUGGCUCACCAUGCUCAUGGCGACCUUCUACCCCCUCAUUGAUGGAGGGUUCCAGCAGAUAAUCCAAGUCAUCCGCGGUCUUCGUCAGGGAGCGCCUAUCUACGGAAGCAGGAAAACCGACAGUUCUCCUUCCUCGUCAUUCAUCGAAUCCAGAGUCAACGAGGCUACUAACGUGCAAGAAGAGGCUGCGCCAAAGUUGAAGGAGUAAGAUAAUAUAGAUAAGGAACGACUUAACCUGCUCUUAAACCCUAUAUUUGGAGAAACUGGAAUUGGCCGUGUGCUUUCGUCUUUUGGAUUAGAUACGACUUACUUCUUGGGUAUUUGAUGCGUUUAAUGCGUGUGAUGAAUGCAUGUAUUGUAUGGGUAUACUAGAGGCUUAAUAGAGUCUAGAUGGGUUAUAGAAAUAGCACAAUAGUAAUAACGAAAAACAUAAA